Molecule: messenger RNA, 1419 nt
Organism: Schistosoma bovis
Lineage: Eukaryota; Metazoa; Platyhelminthes; Trematoda; Strigeidida; Schistosomatidae
Source: the annotation of a GenBank genome assembly
AUGUUUGCUUUUUCAUUUGUAAUGAGAAAACCAUCCACUAUUACUACUACUACUACUACUACUACUACUACUACUACUACUACUACUACUACUACUACUACUACUACUACUACUACUACUACUACUACUACUACUACUACUACUACUACUACUACUACUACUACUACUACUACUACUACUACUACUACUACUACUACUACUACUACUACUACUACUACUACUACUACUACUACUACUACUACUACUACUACUACUACUACUACUACUACUACUACUACUACUACUACUACGACUACUACUACUACUACUACUACUACUACUACUACUACUACUACUACUACUACUACUACUACGACUACUACUACUACUACUACUACUACUACUACUACUACUACUACUACUACUACUACUACUACUACUACUACUACUACGACUACUACUACUACUACUACUACUACUACUACUACUACUACUACUACUACUACUACUACUACUACUACUACUACUACUACUACUACUACUACUACUACUACUACUACUACUACUACUACUACUACUACUACUACUACUACUACUACUACUACUACUACUACUACUACUACUACUACUACUACUACUACUACUACUACUACUACUACUACUACUACUACUACUACUACUACUACUACUACUACUACUACUACUACUACUACUACUACUACUACUACUACUACUACUACUACUACUACUACUACUACUACUACUACUACUACUACUACUACUACUACUACUACUACUACUACUACUACUACUACUACUACUACUACUACUACUACUACUACUACUACUACUACUACUACUACUACUACUACUACUACUACUACUACUACUACUACUACUACUACUACUACUACUACUACUACUACUACUACUACUACUACUACUACUACUACUACUACUACUACUACUACUACUACUACUACUACUACUACUACUACUACUACUACUACUACUACUACUACUACUACUACUACUACUACUACUACUACUACUACUACUACUACUACUACUACUACUACUACUACUACUACUACUACUACUACUACUACUACUACUACUACUACUACUACUACUACUACUACUACUACUACUACUACUACUACUACUACUACUACUACUACUACUACUACUACUACUACUACUACUACUACUACUACUACUACUACUACUACUACUACUACUACUACUACUACUACUACUACUACUACUACUACUACUACUACUACUACUACUACUACUACUACUACUACUACUACUACUACUACUACUACUACUACUACUACUACUACUACUACUACUACUACUACUACUACUACUACUACUACUACUACUACUAUUGUUAUUACUAUUAUGACCAACAGUAAUAAUACCAAAAAAUAA